GGGGGAGGGCCUGGGGGGGCUGGGAGGAGGCCUUCUAGGAGCUUAAGAGCCUCUUAUCGGAGGCCUAGGGGCAGGCCUAGGAGGAGGCCUUGGUUUUGGGGUGCAGUCCCCUCUUGCCGUGAACCCGGCUCUGAGGUGAGGCCCUGCACUGAGCCUCGCCAGUGCCCACCUGGCCCUAGAGAUGAGGGGGCCUCUGAGCGCCCCCGAAAUUUAACAAAAAAGGGGGUUUCCCUGUUCCACUGCGUUGUGUGCACUGCCAGGAGCCCCGUGCAGCAAGUGGGAGAGCUCACACCCCUCACAGUGAGAACUUUUAGGCGCUGAAGAAGGAAAAAAAGGCAUAAAACCCUCGCUUUGCGUCUCCUGUUGCUGAGCACCUCUUGCUCUCUUGGCUUUCCCUCCCUUUCUCCCCGCAAUGUCAGCACCUUGGGGAGUGAGCUCGUGUGGGACGCUCCCUGGGACCUGGCUGCAUUUAUUGCUGUGAGUGUGGGUGCUCUGGUGCUGGAGCUUUCAGUCACCGUGAUGGAUCAGGUAAUAAGGAGCUUGGCAGCUGCGUCAGGGAGACGUGGGAAGGGAAAACAGCACCCACGUGCUUCUGACAAGGCGGAAUCAGAGUGUCUGGUUCUGGCUGCUCGGUGUCUGCGUGGAGGUAACAGCCCCUUGACAUGGGGUAGGAAGAAAAGCAGCAAGAAACCACCACAGCGUUUGCACGGCUCCGAGGCAGAGAGUUUUGUGGUUUCAAACAGAGGGUUUGCAUUGCAUUUUCCUGGAGGGCUGCGUGGAGUCUGACUUCAGCACCAGGAAGGGGCGGAUUCUGGAGGAGAGCCACGAACUCCUCAUUCCCAACUCUGCUGGUGAGAGCUCUUUGCGGUGCACGGGUGCAGCCAAGCACCACUCCUCCUUUAUCUUUAUUUUUCAGGCACGGAGCUGAGCAAGGGGGCUCUGAUACAUCCUCGUGUGUCGCAACACCGAUAGAAAAGGGUUUCUUUUAGCUGCUCCUCUCCACGGCGUGAAUCCAAUCAGGGGGAACUGCAAAGCAAGGCAAAAGACCGCUGCGAGCUCCUUGCUACAACCCACUGCAGACAGGAGGAGGCUCCCUCGCCGUGCUGCACACCCAUCCCGUGCUUAACAGCUGAAGGAACGUGCUUGUGGCCUGCAGCAGCUGCCCCGGUUGAACUGGCCUGCCCAGCCCCGACCGACCAUGGAUUUCCCCCAGCACAGCAGGCAGGUCUUGGAGCAGCUGAACCAGCUGCGGCAGCUGGGCUUGCUGUGCGACUGCACCUUCGUGGUGGACGGCAUCAACUUCAAGGCCCACAAAGCCGUGCUGGCAGCGUGCAGUGAGUAUUUCAGGAUGCUCUUCGUGGAUCAGAAGGAGGAUGUGGUGCACCUCGACAUCAGCAAUGUGGCAGGGUUGGGGCAGGUCUUGGAGUUCAUGUACACGGCCAAGCUGAGCCUGAACCCUGACAAUGUGGAAGAUGUGCUGGCCGUGGCAGGGUUCCUCCAGAUGAGGGAGAUUGUCAACGCUUGCAAUGCACUCAAAUCCCUCACGGUGCUGGCAGAAAGCCCUGUAGAGAGCCGGGAGCUCCUCACUGAGCUGGGGGUUGAGAAGGUGAUUGUUGAGGACAAAACGGUGGCAGCAGUAACGCAGGGCGAUUCAGACAAACCAAAACAAGUUCCUCCCAACCAGGAGGGGAAGGAAGAGGCACCUGUGGCCGCAGCAGCACAGCCCAAGGAGCCAGCAGAGCAACCAGAUGCCAAAGAGGGCCCUGCAGAAAGUGGGCAGCCAGGAGGUGUGGACGAUGCCGCUGAAGCCGGCCCCGCUGCCACAUCCCCCAGCCACCUGCAUCCAGCAGAGAGCGAGGUGGGCAACAGCAGCCCCAGGGAGAAGGGCAGUGACGCUCCAAGCACCGAGGCAGGAGAGGUGGAGCUGGAAGGGAAGGAGGAAGAGGGGGAGGCGAUGGCAGAGGAUGAAGAGGAGGCUAAAAUUCCCAAGGCAGAGCAGCCCAAAUUAGAAAGCAGAGAAAACACGGAGGAUAAUGAAUCGGGGAGCACUGACUCUGGGCAGGAGAACUCAGGCGAAACGCGGCUGCUGCGUUCGGGCACUUACAGCGACAGGACCGAGUCGAAAGCCUACGGCUCCGUCACACACAAGUGUGAGGACUGCGGAAAGGAGUUCACCCACACAGGGAACUUCAAGCGGCACAUCCGCAUCCACACCGGCGAGAAACCCUUCUCCUGCAGGGAGUGCAAUAAAGCCUUCUCCGACCCAGCUGCGUGCAAAGCCCACGAGAAGACGCACAGCCCGCUGAAGCCCUAUGGCUGCGAGGAGUGCGGGAAGAGCUACCGCCUCAUCAGCCUGCUGAACCUGCACAAGAAGCGGCACACGGGGGAGGCCAAGUACCGCUGCGACGACUGCGGCAAGCUGUUCACCACCUCCGGCAACCUCAAGCGGCACCAGCUGGUGCACAGCGGGGAAAAGCCCUACCAGUGUGACUACUGCGGGCGCUCCUUCUCUGACCCCACCUCCAAAAUGCGGCACCUGGAGACCCACGACACCGACAAGGAGCACAAGUGUCCCCACUGCGACAAGAAAUUCAACCAGGUGGGGAACUUGAAAGCUCACUUGAAGAUUCACAUUGCGGACGGGCCCCUGAAGUGUCGGGAGUGCGGCAAGCAGUUCACCACCUCAGGCAACCUGAAGCGGCACCUCCGGAUCCACAGCGGGGAGAAGCCCUACGUCUGCGUGCACUGCCAGCGACAGUUCGCCGACCCCGGGGCGCUGCAGCGGCACGUCCGCAUCCACACGGGAGAGAAGCCGUGCCAGUGCCUGAUCUGUGGGAAGGCGUUCACCCAAGCCAGCUCCCUCAUCGCCCACGUGCGCCAGCACACGGGGGAGAAGCCCUACGUGUGUGAGCGCUGUGGCAAGAGGUUCGUGCAGUCCAGCCAGCUGGCCAACCACAUCCGGCACCACGACAACAUCCGACCUCACAAGUGCACCGUCUGCAACAAAGCCUUCGUCAACGUGGGUGACCUCUCCAAACACAUCAUCAUCCACACCGGGGAGAAGCCGUUCCUCUGUGACAAAUGCGGCCGUGGCUUCAACCGGGUGGACAACCUGCGCUCCCACGUCAAGACGGUGCACCAGGGCAAGGCGGGCAUGAAGAUCCUGGAGCCGGAGGACGGCAGCGAGCUCAACAUUGUCACGGUGGCCUCAGACGACAUGGUGACGCUGGCCACCGAGGCGCUGGCCGCCACCGCCGUCACGCAGCUCACGGUGGUCCCCGUGGCGGCCGCCGUGACGGCGGACGAGACCGAAGCGCUUAAAGCAGAGAUCACCAAAGCGGUGAAACAAGUGCAGGAAGCAGGUGAGGAAGGGAGGGGGCCGGCAUCGUGCUCACCUGGCUCCCGCCCUGCUGCCGCCCCACCCCGGGCCUCCCCUCUGCCCUUGCAGACCCCAACACUCAGAUCCUUUACGCCUGCGAUUCCUGCGGGGAGAAAUUCCUGGAUGCCACCAGCCUGGCGCAGCACGUCCGCAUCCACACGGCCCAGGCUCUCGUCAUGUUCCAGGCCGACACGGACUUUUACCAGCAGUACGGGGCCGCCGCUGCCACCUGGCAGACCGAGCAGGUCAUCCCCGCCACCGAGCUGCUUUUCCGUGCCCGUGACAGCCCCCAAGAGGCCCCCGCCGCCCCCCUGCCCCCCGUGCCCCUCGCUGGGGAGGGCCAGGCGCCUGCUGAAUGACCCACUCGCUCCCCCUCGCCUUUAUUUAAAGUCGGCUGCUUGGAAAUGGUGUUUAAAAAAAAAAAAAAAAGUGUAUUUCUGGAAGGAGAGAGUAAGAGAGAAGGAAUAAAUUGCAAUAUUUUCUAAA
This is a messenger RNA of Numida meleagris (helmeted guineafowl), 3865 nucleotides long. RefSeq names its product zinc finger and BTB domain containing 17 (gene ZBTB17). Gene Ontology annotation, biological process: regulation of transcription by RNA polymerase II. The transcript has 15 exons. The coding region runs from base 1199 to 3847 and encodes 882 amino acids. Gene Ontology annotation, molecular function: protein binding; DNA-binding transcription factor activity, RNA polymerase II-specific; RNA polymerase II cis-regulatory region sequence-specific DNA binding. Lineage: Eukaryota; Metazoa; Chordata; Aves; Galliformes; Numididae. Gene Ontology annotation, cellular component: nucleus. The record is from RefSeq and is a predicted model, not a curated record.